AUGAAGUUGUCAAACAAUGCUGUUAUAGCAUCAAUAUUGUUGAUGCUGUUGUGCAUUGCAAAUCAACAUGCAUAUGCUAUAUUCGAGGAGCAGAUAGGUGUCAGAGACUGGAGACUAACAAAUAUUGGAUUAGUAAAGGCUGCUCAUAUUGUCAAAUCACUAAAUCAACCAUCUAUACUCAUUCAAUCGACUGUACCUUCAACAUUGGAAUCAGGUGUCAAUACCCAGGUUCUGAGUUUAUUACAUUUGGAGACUGGUUCAUUGUUAUGGAGACAGAUCUUACCAGCACAGGAGAGGUCAUUGGAGUCUGUGACAUUGGACAAGACAUCAAACUCAUUCAUAACAGUGUCUGGUGGCAAUGUGGUUAGGCUGUGGAGCAUGGCCAAGGGAUCGUUGCUAUGGACAAAUACCCUGACGAAUGAGGAUGGUGCCAAUGUCCAGUGUACCCAGGCGUCCUUUAGCGACAAGGACCUUGACGUACACGUUAUUUGUCAACAGCGUCAUUACAAACUAUCGCCCAAGACUGGAUCGGUACAGACCGUGUCACGACUAAAGGGUGCCAACAACGACCUGGUGAUGCUGUCGUACAACAAUGGCAAGCUAUACUCUGUGACAAAGAACGACCUGAUCGUCAGUGCCGGCGCCAUCGAGAGGUCAACCUCCUUGAACACCAACAAUGGCCACGUCAGCUCUAAAUUCCUUCUCUCCGAUAGUCUGUUGGUAUUGUUGAGUACAUCUGGCAAGACACAUACCCUACACGUUGGUUCGGUGGCUGGGGAAUCAAUCAACCUCGUCAGUCACACAGUGUCCACCACGACUGCAGUUGAUGAUGGUGACGUUGAACUGAUAUCAACAUACAGUGACAAUCGGUUUGCCAUCAGAGUGAACAAUGUAGUGGAGCUCUAUCAACUUGUUGACAAUGACAAGGUGAUCUCGAUCGGAUCGUACAAUGGUGCAGCGGCAUCAUCAACCUCAACCUAUGCUCUGUGCUCCGCCGCGGCGACAUCAGGAGACAACUAUACAAUCAACGAACCAUCGACCAAGACCACAACAGCCACAACACUCAACGCCAAGUCAAAUGGCGAGCCAAGACUAUUGUUCGUCAAUGAUAAGUACUCGGUGGUUGUCACUGCUGAUUGGUCUGUCACAGCCUACAAGGGUGCACAGUUGCUCUGGACCAGAGAGGAGUCAUUGGCUGCCAUCGUCCAGUCCGAGAUACUGGAUGCACCGGUCGACGCCUCAACACUGUCACAGUUGGAGUAUGAGUUUGAGGAGACUGCAAAGGAUUCGAUGCUCAACCAUAUCUACCGUCGUUUGGAGACUCAGUUAAUGUCCCUGAUCCGAAGCGAACCAUCGUCGACCGCCCAGACCGAUGCCGACCGCGAUGCAAGGUUCACAGCCACCUGGAACAGAGACGUUGACAAGUUGUUGCUGGUCGCCACAAAGGCUGGCAAGGUAUUCUGUCUGCACACUAGUGAGAGAGGUGCCAUCACCUGGUCUCUCUACUAUCCAACAUCCAGUGUUGGACACUCUAUCCAACUGUUUAUCACUGGUAGACAUCUCCCAGACUUGGAGGCAGUGGUCGUAUACUCUGGCGUGGACAAGAGAUCGUUUGUCAGCACAGUCGAUAUAUUGAAGGGCGCAGAGACCUCAAACAAGGCCUAUCAACAGGAAAUACUUCACUCCUCUGUCAUCCCUUACAGACAUCUUUUAUCGUUGGACGAGGCCUCUGCCUCCAAUGACACGACAAAGGCAGCGCUACCCGAGAACCUGUUCAUGGCCGUGAUCAACUAUCCCCAAGGACAACCACCAAUGGCCAUGGUACGACCAUGGACAUCGGCCAUACGCUCAAACUGGGAGCUGUUGAAGCACGUCCACUUCUACCUGGCCGACAAGGCCUCAAGCGUGAUCAGAGGCUACUCGAUCGAGAGCAUAGCCGAUGGCAAGGGAGGUGGCUUCAAGACCAACGAGAACUGGGUCGUCAACUUUGGAGCCAGUCAGAGGAUCGUCACAAUUGCCAGCUCAAAUCCCCACGAGGUGAUUGGAUCGCCCGCCUUUGUCCUGGGCAAUCGUAACCUGUUGCCAAAGUAUAUCAACAAGAACUUGAUAUCGGUGGCCUGCAUGGACAGCAAGACACAGUUCCUCUCGAUCUAUCUCAUCGACUCAGUGUCUGGUGAGAUCAUCAAGCAAUUCGUCAAUCGCAAUGCUGGUGGCAAGGUAUCAAUCGUCCACAUUGAGAACAGUGUCAUCUACUCCUUCUUUGAUGUAUCACUACACAAACAAAUCAUUGCCAGUAUCGAUAUAUUUGAAGGUUCAGUCGAUUGGAAGAAGACUGUAUUCUCAUCAUAUGAUUCGAACCAAGACUUGAUCAUCCUUCAAAAGACAUUCGUUUUCCCAUUCAUCAUUCAAACACUGUCAGAGUCCAUAUCAAAGAAGGGUAUCACUUCAAAGUUUGUUCUGGUUGGUCUUGCAUCUGGACAGAUAUUACCAAUUGAUAAGAAAUGGAUUGAUUCAAGAAGACCUUACCCAUCUGAGGCGUCACCAUUUGAUCAAGAGGAGGGCCUUAUCCCAUACUCACCCAAUCUCAACUUCCCUCACUUCUUAUAUAUCACGUACAACACUACUAUUCCAAUGUUACAAUCGAUAUCAACACAGGGAACAUUCAAAGAGUCAACAUCACUUGUUGUGGCCAAUGGCAUUGACUUGUUCUGUGCAUUGAUAUCACCUUCCAGCGCAUACGAUGUCCUAACAGAGAGUUUUGAUCACUUUGCUCUCAUUGGCACCACAUUGUUGUUGGCUGGUUUGACCUACAUCACAUCCAAGCUCAAGAAGAACAGACUGCUCACAAGGAAAUGGAAAUAG
This is a messenger RNA of Acytostelium subglobosum LB1, 2862 nucleotides long. RefSeq lists its product as hypothetical. Gene Ontology annotation, cellular component: EMC complex. The transcript has 5 exons. The coding region runs from base 1 to 2862 and encodes 953 amino acids. The record is from RefSeq and is a predicted model, not a curated record. Gene Ontology annotation, molecular function: protein binding. Gene Ontology annotation, biological process: protein folding in endoplasmic reticulum. NCBI's taxonomy places the organism in Eukaryota, Evosea, Eumycetozoa, Acytosteliales, Acytosteliaceae.